Molecule: messenger RNA, 2294 nt
Organism: Anopheles coustani
Lineage: Eukaryota; Metazoa; Arthropoda; Insecta; Diptera; Culicidae
Exons: 6
Coding region: 397-2145 (582 amino acids)
Molecular function (GO): protein binding
Source: RefSeq, a predicted model, not a curated record
AUCACAACAGCCAACAGGUACAGCGCCACAUACAGCCGCGCACGAUAAAGUGUUUGCCAGCCGAUGGCAGUGGUGAAUCUUCCCUUCGUCUCGUUAGUCGAGCCAGUUCGAUGGUGGCAGGUGACACGAGAGCAAGUUGCAAAAUCGAAAAAAAUUAAAAUAACAAAAAUGUAAAAAGUGCUCUGUGCUAAGUGUUUGAACAAGUUCUCUCGGUCUAUCCGCACACAGAUGGUGCGAUUUUGAGCGACCAGAAUUCAGCUGACGAGAGGCAAAAGUUUAGAAAACAGUUGAAGGAAAACGUUUCCGCGUGUGUGUGUGUGUGGGUGGGCGCGCGAGCCAGGGAAUAGUCAACGUUUACACGAAUGAUAGAAAAAUUCGACUGCUAGUCAAAUCAAAAUGUGUCACGUUCUGAUUGUGUCCCUUUGCGCCCUCGGACUGAUUUCGUUCGCCAAUGGCAGCUCUAGUACGGCUAGUGGAGAAUUUUGCCCAAAAAUGUGUUCCUGUGAUUUGGUGGAUGGCUUGAAGAGGGCUGACUGCAGUAAUGAAAAGCUUAUCAACACAUACACCGACGUCCCACAUGGUGUUGAAAUUCUCGAUCUAAGCAUUAACAUGAUAUCUUCGAUCGAGGAUGAUAACUUUAAGCUGUACGUUAAUGUGGUGAAACUUUUCUUGUCGGAAAACUCCAUCCAAACGAUAUCAUUGGAUGCGUUUUCCAACCUGCGUCGGCUGACGACGCUCGAUCUGUCUCACAAUCGGCUGGAGCAUCUGGACGAGCAACUGUUCGAGCGCAACUUGGAGCUGGUGGAUCUAAAUCUUUCGAAUAAUAAUUUCAUGAUGCUUCCGGAGAAACCGUUUCUCAAGAGUGCAACUGUUGCGUUCCUUCACCUUUCGGAAUGUCGCAUACCGCACGUUUUCGACACGAUGUUCAGUAGUCUACCCAACCUGGAGUCGUUAGAUUUGUCGCAGAAUCUAAUGAAAAGUCUAUCGACGACACCGUUCGCACACCUGCGCCGACUGAAUUCGAUCGAUCUGAAUGGUAACAUGUGGGACUGCACGACCAAACCGGUUCGCAAAACAGUCAGAUGGCUCAAAGAUCGUGUAACAAUGGUUCACAUCGAUAGCUGCUUCUUUACAAAAAUGGUGAAUAAGUUUGAGCGCAUGCAGGAAGAUCCGUCGCUAAACCGAGGGCAAAACGAUCGUCGUGACAUUGCGAUCGAAGAAGUAUGGAACACCGGCACCCAAAAACCGUUGUCAAAAAUAGGACAAGAAUGGUGGCCGGCGUUCAUGGACCAAACGUGCUCCUACAGCGAUCGUACCGACGAUCCAUCGAAGGAAAGCUGCAACCAAUUUGUCCAGUGCCAACAGAAGUACGGUGAGCUGUACAAUGCGUACGUGCAGCUUCUGGCACAUAAGGAAACCAGACCUAGCGGCUACUAUCGCACCGGUGUUCUGAUCGGUGGUAUCCUCGUGGGAUUCCUAUUCGGAUCGUUCAUCACGUACUCGCUCCACUGGGCGGUGCGUAAAUGUCGCGAAAGAUCACGGGCACAGAACAUGCCAAACCAGUCGUCCGAUCAAAAGCGCCUCCAGCGUGAACUUCGCCGGGAGUUUCGCGAUCGGAAUCGGUUCGAACAUACCCGCCUGAACGAGUCGCCCGUCUUACCGCGCAGUGAGCGGAACCGCAGGGCAACGGCAUACCAGGACGAAAUCUACCAGAACCACGAGAAUACGCGACAAUUUUUGGUGAACCUGUUUUCCAAACGGCAGCCCCGUUACGUACGCAGUAAUUCGCAGCUAGCCAACAUUAACAACCGUCACAUCCCACCGAUGCAAAUACGAGAUACGGGAGAGAGCCUCCACCUGGUGCCCCGUGCCGCUUCCCACACCGGCCAGGGAUGGGAGCAGCAAAAUUCGGGAAACUUUGAACGAGAACGAACACAAUUGAAUGAGCAACACGUUGGCGCUUUUCGACACAGCGUCGAGCAGCAACCCACGUGGAUGAGCAUUCGACCGGCAGCGCCUUCGUCGGGCACUCUGCCCCGCAAUAAUCGUUCACAAAAUGUACCAAGCGAAAGUCCUCCACCCCCGUACAUUGAGUGUACGGAGUUGCCGAUUGAGCCAAAGGAAGAGCGAGUAAAUAUGUAUUAGGAUUAGGAACGAAUUCAGAAAGCUGAAUUUUGCCAAAUGCUCUGUGAAAUUAUUAAUUUUAAAAGUAUUAGAUUUGUAAUGUGAUGUGAACAUUGUUUAAAAAGUAGUUUUUAUGCUAGAAUUUAUUAUAUGAUCUCGACAAUGCCAUA